CAUGAGUUAGGAUUCCGCAUCGUUGGGAAACGUAAGAAGUAUAAAUCAGUCUUUUUAAAACUCAAGGAAGUUCUCUCAAUGAACUUGGCACGACGUUCAGCUGUCAAUGGGCGUUUUCCUUGGGGCGACUAUGUGGCCUUGUCAUAUACCUGGGGAAAUACCGACGAAACUAGCGAGAUCGUCGUUAAUGGGAAGCCUGUCAAAGUACGGCCGAAUCUAGAAUGCGCACUAAGAGUAUUGAGAGAAAAAGGUCCGAUCCGAGCUGGGAUGAAAGUCUGGAUAGAUGCACUGUGUCUUAACCAGAUGGACACGAAUGAGAAGAACGCACAAGUGCCUCGAAUGAGAGAGAUCUAUCAGAGAGCUCUCAAUGUCGUGGUAUGGCUGGGGCCGGAGAAUCCUCUUCUCUGGCACUCCCAAAUAGAUUGUGAACAGGGCUCCUUACAAAACUGCUGGGAAGGCAUGCGUUCCCUCAUGCUAACGCAGUACUGGAAGCGAGUCUGGAUCGUUCAAGAGCUUGCU
Hyaloscypha bicolor E is the source of this 519-nucleotide messenger RNA. RefSeq lists its product as uncharacterized. The record is from RefSeq and is a predicted model, not a curated record. The annotation marks the transcript as partial. The transcript has 3 exons. NCBI's taxonomy places the organism in Eukaryota, Fungi, Ascomycota, Leotiomycetes, Helotiales, Hyaloscyphaceae.